AUGGCUCCAAACUUCAGCAAGGAUGCCAUUCUACAGGGCAGUGUAGAUUAUUUUUGUCUAAUUUGUGAGACUUAUCUUAUAUCUGAAGAAGAAGCAUUUGUACAUGUAUCUAACGUUACUCAUCUAAAAAAAUUAAGCACCAUACAGUAUGUUGAUGAAUAUAUGGAAGAUGGAAUUAAAAAGAUUAAUGGUAAAUAUUUUUGUGAGCUAUGCAAUAAAUUGCUACCAGUUUUAGCAAGAGUACGCUUGCAUAUAAUGGACUUGACACAUAUAGACAAAAAGAGCUAUCACAUUUUGAAACGUAAAAACAAUUUUGUGAUAGCAUUUGAACAAUUUGUAAUAAAUGAACAAUCGUGGCAUGGUUUAAAUGAGAACUCAUGUGCCCUAUGCAAUUUAGAGUAUGAAGAUGAAGAGCUACAUAAAGUUGAAUCAUGUCAUAUCUUAAAUUUGAUUCAAAAUAAGGUGGAAUUUGAUAAAAACAAAAAUGUUUAUCGAAAGGUUGAUGAAGUAUCAUUUCAAUGUUUAACUUGCAACAGCAUUCUGGCUUUGCAUGACCUAACUUCACAUUUUAACGAGGGUGAACAUAAAAGCAUAUAUCAAACAUGCUGUGAGGCAUAUCAAAAGAUAAAGCAUGUUCCCGCAGAGAAAAGUAAUAAGUCAAAAGUAGUUAACAAAAAUAUAUUAAAGACUCAGGAUAAAUGUGACAAAAAUAAUUCUACAGAUCUAAACAAUGAAAAGAAACAAACGAAAGAGCUUGACGCUGGAACUAAAGAUGAGAAACUAGACUCAUCUAAAAUAAAUAAAGCACUGAAAAGUACAACUGAAAAUAAAGAAAAUGUUUCUGAAAAUAAUGAAAAUGUUUCUAAAAAUAUAAAUAAUGAUGUAAAUGUACUUAAUUCCCAAUAUGUUUAUGAUGAAAAUUGUGAAGACAACAUUUGCAAAAUGCUGAACACAACAGAUUAUGUUACGAAAGAUGAGAAUGGAAAAACAUGGUGUAUUUUAUGUGACUGGAUUAUGGACUCUUGUAAAAUAUUUGACCAUGUGGAAGGUCAACAUCAUCAAACUAUUUUGAAAUUACACAAGGAACGUGCUAAAAAGCUGAAAAAUAUUAACAAGCCUCAUAAAAACGUGGCUGCUAAAAAUAGUACUGAUAAAGAUAACAUGCUUUUGCUUAAUUCCAUUGACACAUUCCAGAAAAAUGGAAUUAAUAUUAAUUUUGAAUCAAAUUCUGCUACUUGUAAGAAAUGCACAAUUGCUUUAGAGUAUGAUUUCGAAGCAAUUAGUAAACAUAUUGCAGAACACAAUAAGAGCAUUCCUACAAAAGAAAAAAGGAAGCCUGCCGAAUUCCCUUCAGGCACUGACAAAUUGGCAGAUAGACAAAACAGUUUAUUUACAAGUCCCGUACACUUAAAACGUGAUACUGAAGACACAAUUUUAGAAAUAAAUGGCAAAACUGAUGACACAAUAAAAAUAAAUGACAGCUGUGAAGAUAAAAACUCAAUACAUGUACCAAAACAAACAGAUUCAAAAAAAAUUCAAAUUGCAAAGCUAGAGUUGAAAAAGCCAAAAAAGAUUGUCCUUUCAAAGGUGCCGUUGAUUGCAUAUAUAAAAAACCUUACAGCAAUUGAUGGUAGUAUGUUUAAAGAUAUUAUCAUAAAUGAAAAGUUUGUUAUAAAUUUCUUAAGUUUUUGUUUCAUAGCCCAUGAGAAACAUCUCUACAAAUGUAUUCUUUGCGAAGAAUCUAUGACAUUUAAUAACAUACUAGAUCACACUCAGACUCCUCGUCAUGAUAAAGCCAUUAAUGAAACUUCGGUCAUUCUUCAAGUUGAUUCAGAGUUCAUUAGAGAGCUCCAACCUGGAAAGUUUCACUGUGGUUUUUGCAAUAUUGUGAAAUCAUCUUGGGAUGAAAUGUUGGAACAUUUAGAGACUUCCUCUCAUAAAGAAGGUAAAAACUCGGCAAAUUGGCGUCUAAUGCAAUAUGAACCGCAGCUUGCCCAUAAUAGUAUGCAAAGACAAAUUCAAGAAACACUUUUCUUAGAAAUGUUUAAUAGAUUUUUU
Messenger RNA from Brenthis ino (lesser marbled fritillary), 2058 nucleotides. Lineage: Eukaryota; Metazoa; Arthropoda; Insecta; Lepidoptera; Nymphalidae. The record is from the annotation of a GenBank genome assembly.